AUGCCAGCUCUGUCUCCUGCUGAAGCACUGACUGGUCUGCACAGGGGACCACUACAGCUGGGCAUCACCAACUCUAACAAAGGAAUACCAGCACACCAUGAGCUCCACCAAGUCUUCAUACAAGAGGCUCUUUGGGGGCAACCCCAGGUCUAGCGCUUCUGGGAGCCGCUAUGCCACCUCCAGCAACAGGUACUCCCUGGGCAGUGCCUACCGCCCUGGAUUUAGCAGCGGCGGGGGUCUCACCAGCAGGGUGGUCUACACCACCUCUUCUUCUCCCUCUAUCUCCAAGUCUUCUUCUGUCAGGCUGAGGAGCAGCAUGCCCGCUGCCAGGAUGUCAGACAGUGUGGACUUCUCCCUGGCAGAUGCCAUCAACCUGGAGUUCAAAGCCAACAGGACCAAUGAGAAGGCUGAGAUGCAGGAGCUCAAUGACAGGUUCGCCAACUUCAUUGACAAAGUUCGAUUCCUGGAGCAACAGAACAAGAUCCUUUUGGCUGAAUUGGAGCAGUUGAAAGGAAAGGGGACCUCCAGGGUGGGGGACCUGUAUGAAGAAGAGAUGAGGGACCUCAGGAGACAAGUGGACCUUCUGACCAACGAGAAGGCCAGGGUGGAGGUGGACAGAGACAACCUGGCAGACGACCUGCAGAGAAUCAGAGAAAAGCUGCAAGAUGAAAUGAUUCAGAAGGAAGAAGCUGAAAGCAAUCUGCAGUCCUUCCGACAGGAUGUUGACAAUGCCUCUCUGGCCCGUAUUGACCUGGAACGCAAACUGGAAUCUCUCCAAGAAGAAAUCAUUUUCCUGAAGAAGCUGCAUGAUGAGGAAAUCCGUGAACUUCAAGUACAACUCCAGGAACAACAUGUCCAGAUCGACAUGGACGUCGCCAAACCAGAUCUCACGGCAGCUCUGCGCGAUGUCCGUCAACAGUACGAGAAUGUCGCUGCUAAGAAUCUGGCUGAUGCUGAAGAUUGGUACAAGUCCAAGUUUGCCGACCUGUCUGAAGCCGCUAAUCGCAACAAUGAAGCCUUGCGUCAAGCUAAGCAGGAGACCAAUGACUACCGCAGACAGAUCCAGGCCCUGACCUGUGAGGUGGAUGCAAUGAAAGGAUCUAAUGAGUCUUAUGAUCGCCAAAUGCGUGAAAUGGAAGAGAACUUCGCCCUUGAAGCUGCUAACUACCAGGACACUAUUAACCGCCUGCAAGAAGAGGUUCAGAACAUGAAGGAGGAGAUGGCUCGCCACCUGCGCGAGUACCAGGAUCUGCUGAACGUGAAGAUGGCUCUCGAUAUCGAGAUUGCAACUUACAGAAAACUGCUGGAGGGAGAGGAGAGCAGGAUUUCCAUUCCAGUUCAUUCCUUUUCUAACAUGAGCUUGAGAGAAACUAACCUGGACUCUCUGUCGAUGCCAGAAACCCACUCUAAAAGAACACUUCUGAUCAAGACUGUGGAGACCAGGGAUGGCCAGGUCAUCAAUGAAAGUUCCCAGCAUCACGACGACUAUGAGGACUGAAAGGUGAACCUACUCCUGAGAAAUCCUUGACCAGCGACCUAAUAUUGUCCCCUCUGAAGAAAACCAGCUUUCAAGUGCCUUUUGCCAUCACCACAAGAGCGGGAGGAUAGACUUUCUACAGAAGCGGGUUUAGACAACCUGUAGCUCUCCAGCUGUUAGGGCAUGCUGGGACUACUAGUUCCUCCACAGCGGGAAAACCAUAGGUUGCCUAUGCCUGUGCUGUAGAGGGGAUUAGUCAUGGGGGUAUUUGCAGAGUGAAGUCUUACUUGGUGGGUUUUACUUCAGUCUAGUUUACAAGAAAAUCUUCAUAGCAAUAUCUUGUGCUGCAAUACUGUUUUUAAAAUUCCCGAGAAAAGCUUUUUACUUCCAGGCAACCUGUCAGUGCUUUAAAUAAAUCUUUAGAAAUAUAA
Hyla sarda is the source of this 1908-nucleotide messenger RNA. RefSeq names its product vimentin (gene VIM). Gene Ontology annotation, molecular function: structural constituent of cytoskeleton. NCBI's taxonomy places the organism in Eukaryota, Metazoa, Chordata, Amphibia, Anura, Hylidae. Gene Ontology annotation, cellular component: intermediate filament; plasma membrane; axon. The record is from RefSeq and is a predicted model, not a curated record. Gene Ontology annotation, biological process: intermediate filament organization. The transcript has 9 exons. Bases 98 to 1498 code for a protein of 466 amino acids.